Molecule: messenger RNA, 2527 nt
Organism: Silurus meridionalis
Lineage: Eukaryota; Metazoa; Chordata; Actinopteri; Siluriformes; Siluridae
Gene: pmpca
Product: peptidase, mitochondrial processing subunit alpha
Exons: 13
Coding region: 58-1611 (517 amino acids)
Cellular component (GO): mitochondrion
Molecular function (GO): metal ion binding; metalloendopeptidase activity
Source: RefSeq, a predicted model, not a curated record
CGGAAGUGUUCUUUGAAAUCACAUCCGGGAAACUUUCAUGGUCACUGAAUAUCCAACAUGGCGGCUCACAUGUCGAGAUUCGGGUGUUGGGACCGUAUACAGCGGUUUGGCAUUGCUGCAUGUAGACAGUACAGCAGUGCAAGAGGAUAUCCUAAUAUUUCUCUGUCUACACCUUUACCGGGCAUCCCCAAGCCUGUGUUCGCGUCGGUUGAUGGCCAUGAACAAUAUGAAACCAAAAUAACCACUUUAGCAAAUGGUCUUAAGGUUGCAUCCCAAAAUAAGUUUGGCCAGUUUUGCACAGUCGGGGUUUUAGUAAAUUCUGGUUCCCGCCAUGAAGCCCGAUAUCCUAGUGGAAUUGCACACUUUUUGGAAAAGCUUGCUUUUUCGUCUACAUCACAAUAUGGAAGUAAAGACGAAAUUCUUCUGUCAUUGGAAAAACAUGGUGGAAUCUGUGACUGCCAAACAUCCAGGGAUACAACAAUGUAUGCGGUUUCUGCUGAAGUCAAGGGUCUGGAUACUGUGGUCAAUCUGUUGGCUGAUGCUGUUCUGCAGCCGUGUUUAUUAGACGAAGAACUCGAGAUGACUCGAAUGACAGUACGGUACGAGUUGGAAGAUUUAAAUAUGAGACCUGAUCCUGAGCCCCUGUUAACAGAAAUGAUUCAUGCUGCAGCAUUUCGAGGCAACACUGUAGGUUUGCCCCGUUUCUGCCCAGUGGAGAAUGUGGACAAGAUUGACAGGAAGUUGCUGCACACAUACAUGAGCAGCUACUACUCCCCUGAGCGCAUGGUGUUGGCAGGGGUGGGGGUCGAGCACGAGCAGUUGGUGGAGUGUGCCAGGAAGUAUCUGCUAGAUGUGAAGCCAGUUUGGGGCACAAGCACAUCAGCUAAUGUAGAUCGCUCUGUGGCCCAGUACACAGGGGGCAUUGUUAAGAUGGAGAAGGACAUGUCAGAUGUGAGCCUUGGACCAACACCCAUCCCAGAACUCACUCACAUUAUGAUCGGCUUAGAGAGUUGCUCUUUCUUGGAGGAAGACUUCAUUCCGUUUGCCGUCCUUAACAUGAUGAUGGGGGGAGGAGGUUCUUUCUCGGCAGGUGGCCCAGGGAAAGGCAUGUUUACCCGCCUCUAUCUGAACGUUCUCAACAGACAUCACUGGAUGUACAACGCUACCUCAUACCACCACAGCUAUGAAGACAGUGGCCUGCUCUGCAUUCAUGCUAGUGCAGAUCCAAGACAGGUGCGUGAGAUGGUGGAGAUAAUCACUAGGGAAUUUAUACAGAUGGCUUCUACUGCAGGAGAGAUGGAACUGGAAAGAGCAAAGACCCAGCUAAAAUCCAUGCUUAUGAUGAAUUUGGAGUCCAGACCGGUUAUAUUUGAGGAUGUCGGUCGGCAGGUUUUGGCCACAGGCCACAGGAAGCUGCCUCAUGAGCUGUGCGCUCUUGUCAGUAAUGUUACAGCCAGCGACAUCAAAAGAGUCAGCACGAGGAUGCUGCGAAGCAAACCAGCUGUUGCUGCUUUAGGAGAUCUGACUGAGCUGCCCUCCUACGAGCACAUCCAGGCUGCUUUGUCCAGCAAAGAUGGCCGCCUGCCUCGCAUGUAUCGCCUCUUUCGGUAGAACAUUAUCGCACAUAGCUGUUUUACAGCCGUGAACGCCAGCAACGGACCCAUAGUGUAACGUUUUAUGCAGUUCCUUUAUUGAGCUGUUACGGGGAAAGUGCUGAGUGUCGUUGGUAGUCGUUAAAGCACUUAAUGUAAAUUGCCUUCAGAGGAAUUGUCAGCUUUAUUAUGCAGAUUUGUCUUCAGUAUUUUGUUCAGACUAAAUAAAGAUGGACGUUUUUCAGUACUGUCCAAUAUUCUGGCUUUGGCAAAUCGAACUUAAGAUUGGAAGAAGACAUUUCCAGUUUAGCUCUACGUAUUGUUAACUUAUAAUUCGAGUCCAAUCCAAAUAAAGAAAAAUAUUAAACUGACAGACGAUGUACCUUUUCAAAAAAUACAGAACUGUAUAUAUUUCAGCAACGUAAUAUUCAGGUUAAACCUGUAUAUUUGCAGAUAUAAAUUACGAUGAUGUUGUUAAAUAAUUUAUAACCAGAAUAUACAUGCCUGUACCCAGAAAUUUCUUUUUAUACCUAAUGCAUGAUGAUUGGUGUAUCAUUAAAUCAUGGGUUCUCAAAACACUCAAAAUUGUAGCAGUAUUAAAAACUGCAUAGUUAUUGAUUCUGCUUAAUAAAGGAGCCCAUUAUAAAGAAUAUAAAACAGCAACAUUACAACCCAAAACUAUUUGUUGAGUAGGAGUUUAACUACUCAGGGUUUAAAGUGCAUCUCUUGUUAUUUCUUGUAUAUUCUUUGGUAUACAAAUGUCUGCACAUGCAAUGUAACUUUUAUCGGUCUGUUUGUUUAUGUAAAUUAUUGCCUCAUGUACGCAUCCUUAUUCUCACCCAAUUUUACAAAUUCUAAUAAUGCUUUGAAAUUGCAAUGUAAAAUUUCAUCUGCUUCUCCUUGUCUGUUUUGGUCAUAAAUGUGGUUUACAUUUA